This is a messenger RNA of Folsomia candida, 1285 nucleotides long. RefSeq names its product zinc finger protein 25-like. NCBI's taxonomy places the organism in Eukaryota, Metazoa, Arthropoda, Collembola, Entomobryomorpha, Isotomidae. The transcript has 2 exons. The record is from RefSeq and is a predicted model, not a curated record. Gene Ontology annotation, molecular function: RNA polymerase II cis-regulatory region sequence-specific DNA binding; DNA-binding transcription factor activity. The coding region runs from base 232 to 753 and encodes 173 amino acids. Gene Ontology annotation, biological process: regulation of transcription by RNA polymerase II.
AAGAAAACGUACAAAAACCCUGCCUGCCUCCGCGCCCACAAGGGAGCCAUUCACGGAAAUAGGAUUCGCCCCGAGUGCGCUAUUUGUCGACGAACGUUUGUUUCCCGAGCCGCUGCUCGGGCGCACCAUAGAAUUUAUCAUUCCACCACCCCACGGACCCGCCCGCCCUGCUUGUUUGCAGGGUGUGCCAAGACAUUUCUGGACAAAUCAGCUCUUAAGGGACACGUGAGGAUGGAGCAUGCCGAAAAUCCGGUCCGAUUUCGGUGCACCCUUUGCGCCAGGGAAUUCAAACGAAGGGAAUACCUUAAUUUACAUAUUACCACCAACCACACGGGGGAAAAGGCUUACAAGUGUUCAACAUGUGAAAAACGGUUCGUACAACGGAGCCAUUUGCAAAUUCAUCGGAGAGUCCACACGGAUAAAUCUGAUCGUAUAAAGUUCAUCUGCCAUCACUGCGACCGGGUUUUCUUGACAAAACCUAGCCUAACCGGGCACAUCCGGGCAGCCCAUGAAAACCUUAGGAAUUAUGGAUGCCCUCAUUGUGACAAGAAAUUUUAUCGCUCGGCCCAUUUAAAGGGGCAUGUGGAAUCGAAACACACCAUCAGUAAGGAUCCUGCGACAAAUGCGAGAAUUCCACGUUCGGCAUGUGAAAUAGAGCCGUGUCGAUGGAAAGAGUGUUACUUUUGUGGGAAAAGGUCUCUCCGUUAUUUUAACUUGGCUCGACAUGUGCGGAGACAUACUUCGGAGGUUUAACGUGGAUAUACUACCAUACCUGUUCAAAAAUUUAGUUUUCAUUCAAACGUCAGCCAUCCCGAUUUUUGACUGAAGAUUUUCAUUCAUUUUCUUUCAAGCUCGUUUCAUUUCACUUAAUCUGACUUCAGUUCUUACUUCACUCCAUUUAUUAAGCAUUGGGUAUAAAAUGAAAUGAGUGAGAAAUCUUUCAUACAUACAUACACAGUCAGUCAUCUGAAAUGAAAGAAUCUUCUAAUUAUUUUCACUCAAAUGACAGGAAAUUCAUUUUCAUUCACUAUCACUGACCAUCAUAAUCAGUCAAAUGAAUGAAAGUGAACAGGUAUGGGAUAUACGGAACAAGUGGUGAAUGCAAAUAGAUAGUCGAAACGAAUUAUGGAAUAAAAUAUUUAUGUCUUUCGGGGUGAAGCACAUAAUUUCGAAAAGUCCAUCCCGUGAAAUCUUCCGUGACAUUCCUGCAUUCUGAUUGGCUGUUGACAUUUCUGCUCCAUCAAUAAGGGAACAGAUACGAAUUAUGAUUACGAUUAUGAUUAUG